AAAAAGUCCAUCUGUGAAAUUUCCUUGCUACUAAAUAUUCUACAGUCAACUGUUAUUGGUAUUAUAACAAAGUGGAAGCAACUGGGAACAACAGAAACUCAGCCACCAAGUGGUAGACCACAUAAAAUGACAGAGCGGGGUCAGCGCAUGCUGAAGUGCACACUGCGCAGAAAUCUUCAUCUCUCUGCAGGGUCACUAGCUAAAGACCUCCAAACCUUGUGUGGCCUUCAGAGGAGCUUCAUGGAAUGGGUUUCCAUAGCCGAGCAGCUGCAUCCAAGCCUUACAUCACCAAGUGCAAUGAAU
Molecule: messenger RNA, 303 nt
Organism: Staurois parvus
Lineage: Eukaryota; Metazoa; Chordata; Amphibia; Anura; Ranidae
Source: the annotation of a GenBank genome assembly